AUGGAGGUAUCGAUGGACAUUGCCAUCGACAUCGCCAUGGAGGUAGCCAUGGAGGUAGCUAUGGAGAUUGAGAGCCCCCUAUGGCUACCUCCGACACCCCCUCCUUCACCUUCUCCUAUGGAGGACGUCGUCGUCAUCGACGACGAGGACGGUGGCGACGACGACGCCGACAUGGAGGAUGUCGACGAGGACGACGACGACGUCGUCAUCAUUGAAGAAAUACGCGUCGUAAACGACGACGUCGACGUGGACGACGAGGACGUCGUCGGUGAGACUCCCCUGAUUGACCGGGUGCUCAUGCACCACAUGCAGGUGGGCGAAGUGGAGGAUUUCUUCCUACUCCUCGGUCACCUGCAUGAGAAGUGGCCAUCGUCGGGGGAGAGUUGCCACUGCUACCACCGAUGUUCGGUGCUGCCCUCUAUGCUGAGCUUGUCAAAUGGGGAUCCCCAUAUAAAGUUACGCCGCUAUAAGAAAAUCACGGACACGUACGCCACGAAGUUUCCUGAUUAUACGCUUUUGGAUUUGCAAUUAGAACUUGAUCAAACCGUCUUCCGAAGCCGCUCAACGUUUUGCGUGGAGAUAAAACCAAAACAAGGAUAUUUACCAGAGGUAGAACAAGAAUUUCCUCGAUGUCCGUAUUGCCUCAAUCAGUAUGCUAAGUUGAGGAAAAAAGACAUUGCAACUCCCAGCAAUUACUGCCCGUUUGAUCUGUUCUCCGGGAAGAAGGUGCGCAUCAAAGCCGCUAUUAAGGAGCUUCUGAAAUCGCCGCAGAACAAUUUGAAAAUUUUUAAAAACGGCCUCGUCGCCUACAGUCAGACAUCCUCGCUGAACGAUCUCGAGAACGUGCUGGACGAGUGGUUUCGGAAUGCGGAGAGCGGCGGACGAGCUUGCCACGUUGACGAGUUCUGCAAUUUAGUUUGCACCGCCCUUAUGCGGCCUAUCGCCCGGGAGCAGCUAAAACUGCCUGCCACCUCCCUUUCACAUAAUUUUCUCGUACCCGCGAAUCAAAUUCCAACAUUUUGCACCACGCCAGACGCAAUCGCGAAAGCCGAACGGUGCCUUCGCCUCGUGGGAAAGAGGUGUAAUUUUGAUCACAGUGAAUUGCCAAAGAACUCCGUGUUAGAACGAAUAUGGAAUAUGCAGCGAUUGUCCUACGUCAAUAUCAAUUAUAUUUACAGCAUUUACUCCAAUUUCGCAUUGCUACUAAAUGAUGAUAUGAUAUAUUCUGACUUGACAAAAUUAAACAAAACUUGUAAUGUUUUUCACGCUUUACUCGGAAAUCCUACAAAAAUAGAAACCAUGGAGAAAAUAGACUUCCAAACGUUUCUUACGAGUGCUAUUGCACAAAAACAUGAUGACGAUUUUCAUGGAAAUUGUAAUGCUAGUUCAAAAUGUCUUUUAUCUACUAAUACCGACAGAGUACUUAUAAACGAUGGUCCUGUGUCGCGAACAGAAAUUAGUUCCAACCAAGAUUUGCAUCAACCAUUUCAUGGAAACAAGAGUCUACAUAAUCAAAGCACUAGUAACGAUGAUGAACGACAGGCAAAUAUGCAGAUUACCACCAAACAUUUGGCAGCGUUGCAAAAUUACCUUUUAUUUGUCACCGCCAAAGAUUGUUCGAUAUUAAUGACCUUCCGCGAAUUGCAUCCGGAAAGAAAACAUGCAUCAAGAAUGCCUGUGGAAAAUACUAUAAAACUUUCGGAUCAACAUUAUUUUUUAAGCAGCAUCAGAGUUUCCGAUUUAGACCCAAAAAGCGUUCAUUCCAUCACAAAGCAUCGACAACGAGAUGUGGAUAUUUUUAAUGCUGUGAUUUCUUUGCUGAAAGAAGAUAUUCUUUUUACAAAUAGAUAA
Cyphomyrmex costatus is the source of this 1851-nucleotide messenger RNA. Its product is annotated as Inositol phosphate kinase 1. The record is from RefSeq and is a predicted model, not a curated record. Bases 1 to 1851 code for a protein of 616 amino acids. Gene Ontology annotation, molecular function: inositol-1,3,4,5,6-pentakisphosphate 2-kinase activity; ATP binding. Lineage: Eukaryota; Metazoa; Arthropoda; Insecta; Hymenoptera; Formicidae. The transcript is spliced from 8 exons. Gene Ontology annotation, biological process: inositol phosphate biosynthetic process. Gene Ontology annotation, cellular component: nucleus.